AUGUCAUUCUGGCGAAAGAUCUGCUGCUGCUUUGCUGGAGACGAUAUAAAUGUUGGUGAUAACACAAGGCUACUUCCUAAAUCAGAAAAGUAAUCAUAAGUCAGAUCAGACCCUGCAACUCAAAAACUAUGAUCUCCCUACAUUGUGUUUAUCUAUGGAGUUGGGCCAACUGAUUUACAUUUAAAGCGAAUCCCAGACUCUUUUGGAAAGCAAGGGAUCAUCAAAAUUGCUUGUGGGUCUGACCAUGUCUUGUUUUUAACCGAAGUUAAUUAUGUACUUUCUGCAGGAAAUAACACCUAUGGUCAGUGUGCAAGAGACCCAAAACUUUUAGAAGAAAACAAAAGCAAUGAAGAAAUUGUCUCAGAAUCCAGAAUAAAUGAAAAACUUAGCGCAUUUAAUAUCCCUGGGUUUAAGGUGAAGCAUAUAUAGAUUGUUGAUAUUGCUGCAGGGGCAUAUCAUUCUUUGAUUCUUGUAAAAGAAGAAAUAUCAAAUGGGGAUGGAGUUGUGAUGGCUUUUGGGCAUGAAACUGGCUGCGGAUUUUUGGAUAGAGAACAUAGACAUAUCCCAACAGAAGUCCCAUUGCGAGAAAAAUACCAAGAAAGUGUUAAUUCUAUUUUUGCUGGACAAAUGAGAUCAGCUGCAGUUUUACGUAAAAUUUAAUCAGAAUCUGGAAAAAUCCUUAUAUGAGGUGAAUGGUUUAACGGGCUAAAACAACGAGAACCAAAAGAGCUUCAAUUUGAACUUCCAGCUGGAGACAGCAUAAAAAGAAUUUCUAUGGGAAAAAUGCAUGCAAUCUUAUCAACCCAGUCAGGAAGAGUAUACUCAGUAGGUGACAAUACUUAUGGCGAACUUGGAUUCCCUAGAGAAAUCACUUAUAAAUCCGCUCCAGGGCUGAUUCCUUAUUUUAAGAAUCUACCAGUGCUAGAUGUAGCUGCUGGGGCUAGACAUUCUGUGGUACUAGAAGAGUCUGGAAAAGUCUUUGCAUUUGGAGAUAACAGUGAAGGCCAAUGUGGAAUCGAUGCCAAUAGGAGCUAUGAGCCUCAAGAAAUUGAAACAAGAGGAAUGCUUGGGGAAUCUGAUGUAACGACUAGGUUUAUAUUUUGUGGAGAUUCACAUUCUGCGUUGUUGACAAGUGAAGGAGAUUUGUUCGCUUGGGGAGAUAAUACUGCUGGAAGGCUAGGGAUUAAGUCAGGAAAUUCUAUAUUUAGACCUAGAAUGGUGGAUGAACUGAUUGGAAGAAAUAUUUGUGCGGUAGGGCUAGGAGGAACUUUUAGUUCUAUUAUAGUUGGACCUUAUAGCGGAUCUUUACAAGCAAAAACUCUGAAUAUUCUUAAUCAAUCUUCAGGAGUUGAGAACUCAUCAUUUCAGCUAUCAACAAAAGAGUAA
Molecule: messenger RNA, 1386 nt
Organism: Blepharisma stoltei
Lineage: Eukaryota; Ciliophora; Heterotrichea; Heterotrichida; Blepharismidae
Source: the annotation of a GenBank genome assembly